Messenger RNA from Aphanomyces astaci, 3805 nucleotides. RefSeq lists its product as hypothetical. Lineage: Eukaryota; Oomycota; Saprolegniomycetes; Saprolegniales; Verrucalvaceae. The record is from RefSeq and is a predicted model, not a curated record. Bases 8 to 3526 code for a protein of 1172 amino acids. The transcript has 5 exons.
CCGGUUAAUGUCGUCGCCAUGCACUUCUGGCAAUCAUACUCCAAAGCCACUGUCAAUGGAAGUGCGAUGUCUCUGUGGGGCGUCCUUGACGGAGCGAGAUGCCGCGUUUGCUGUGAGUAGCGGCAGCCGCAUCCGCGUGUACUCCUCAAGCGGCCUUGUUCUCUUGCACGAGUUCUCGUCCAUCCACGGUUGUGUGCUCAACAUGCAGCAUACGACUUUUUGCGAUGCGAUUGUCACACUCGAGACCAAAGUCGGAGACGACAACAUGGGGGAUUGCUACUUGUGCGUGUACCACGACUGGCGCGCCGUGUCCUCCUCUGACAUAUCGACACCACCCGCCGAAGAAAGGACGGCACCAUCGUUCGUUCGUGCGUAUACGUUGCCGCUGGCGAUUGCCGACCCCCAUUCCAUCCGUCUCUCGGUGUGCAGCUUCUCCGGGCGUGUCGCCGUGGCCACUCCCGAUGGAUUCGGUGUCAACAUCUGGCAGACCAGCGACGGCUUCUUCGAGCACGUGAUGGAGGUUAAAGUUGCCGGUCCGGGCCUGGCGUUCAUCGCCGUGCAUGGCGCGCAUCUAGCUGUCGCGACUGCCACGGAAAUCCGCGUCAUGGAGAUCCAAGUGAUCACCGAAGAAGGCUCUCCUUCUUCCACUGGCACGUCCACCUCCUCCAAGUCCCAGUAUCCGUCGCCAUUGUCGUCAGACAGAGCUCGACCACCCCUGCCACACGAGCGCAAGAAGGAGCUAAUCUACAACACGCUAGAAAAGGAUGUCAUUCCCGUACUCCACAUCCCCAUUCCCGGCACCGCCGAGUCUUCUUCCGCCACGUCCGUCGGCCAAAGCGGCAGCCACAUUCGCAUCUUGGGCCAACGCGAGGCGCAGCUCGAAGCAUUCAACUUGGCUGGGCUUGUCCAGGCCACGGAUGUCCGUGUCAACGCUGCCAUGUCGUACCUCCGCUGCCACGUCCAAGUACUCCUUCGGCGCUUCGUCCCCCCCAACCACACCAUUUCAGGGCUGCAUUUUGUGCCUGAAACGAUUGACCAUCGCGCCCAGAGCCGCAGCUACACCCGCCUCCUCGUCACGACCCAUGCUUCCGAAGCCAUUCUGUACUACUUUCUCGCCGGACACGUUGAUACAACACGCGAUGCCAUGGCGAAAAAGAUCUUGCAACGAGAUGCAAACCCGUUGCGGGGGAUCGUGGAGCCCAUCCAAAUCUCCGAUCGGCCGAUCCCAUCGCCGUCGUCCUCUGUGGCGGCGGCUGCGGCGGGUUCAUCCCCGGUCCACGGCGGCCGACACACCAACUCCGUCGUCGAGUCGAGACGUGUGGUCAUGUACUACAAAUUCCUCGCCCCGGCGUCGUCCGUGACCGCCAACAGCUCGUUUCUGUUUGCAGCGACGGCCGCGGGCGUCGAAGUGUGGUCGCUGUGGAGCCCCUGUCACCACGUCGCAGCCAAGAAAGCGCUCGAUGCGACGUUUGUGCCCGAGCCCACGCAGCCGCAGCUGUUGGGGGUCCAUCCGUUGUCGACCCCAGCUGCCGCCAUCGUCGCAUUGGACGGACAUGUGAUCGUCCUCACAACACCCGCGACGCGCCAUCAGCUGGCCCAAAGCGCGCUUGUCGCCACGAUCAAGUCGCACGACGUUCCGUUUGAGAUGCGGGGGUUGGUACGGCCGCCGUACUCGCCCCCCUUGGCGGGGGGAACCGUGCUCGUGUACCCCCAAAGUCCGCCGUCGUGCAUGUUUCAAACGCUCAAAGCCAAAACAAGUGGUGACACCAAUCACCCCAACCACGUGACUCGCGCACAACUGGAUCUGCUCUUGAGUUUAUUUUCACUGUACCGGUUCCGCGCCGACGUUGGGCUCGAUGCAUUGCAAACCGCGUCGCAUUCGCGCAAAGUAACCCUGGCGAUUCAACUGGAAACCAAACUGUACGACUCUCUCGCCCGCAACUGCGCCGCCCACAUCGCCCACCUGUACACGACGCCCGCGUUUCGAGACUUGAACCGCGCCGCAUUGCUGUACGUGGCGUCCAACGUCAGCGCCAGAGACGUCCUCCUUCGAUUCCGAUCCUUGGAUGAAGGCCUUAACGACGGCGUCCGUCCCGACGUGAUCGACGCCACGGCCGUGUACUUGGAGGCGUUCCUGUUCCCAACCAAAGACCCCUCCAUGUACUUGGCUCCACCCGUCGCGGCUUUCUCCGUGGGGGCCGUCCAAGGCAGCAACGACCACGAAUUCACGGGCGUAGUUCUCAGGCAUUAUGGGGACCACGCCCCCGAGCAACUGUCGCGUCUGGCCAUCGACUCGUCGCUCCCGUGGACGCUGCUCGACAUUGACUAUUGUUUGGCCAAACUGCAGUUUGCACAAAACGUGCUGAUUCGCAUGGGGGUGCUGGUGCUGCUAGUGCGGGCGCACAACAUGCCGGACCAGUUGCCAGCGUUCUUGGCGGCCAAGGAAGCGGCGGCCGACACGCUCUCGUCCUCGACGGACGUCGUCCACGACUACAGUUAUGCGUCCAUCGCUUCUCGCAUUGAAUGGCUCACAGAAAACUACCCCGAUCCACUCAUUCACUUGUGUGUGACCCACCCGGAACUGCUGGUCGUUCAACAACAGCCACCAACCAUUCCACUAGUAGUACCGACUUCACCGUCGACCACCUCCAGUACCAGGCUGCCCACUUUGCAGCAAUCCGUGCUCGCCCGUGGCCUCUUGGACAAAGCGCCGGCCAAGUGCCUCAGUGCGCUGGAGCUCAUCUUUCACAGUGCCUUGGGCCAUCAAAACGGCAUCGGCACCACCAUCGCGUUCUGUCUGGGGGUGUUAGGCGAGCAUGGAGAUGCGGUGGGACAGCGAGUAUCGUCGCAGCUUGCGAAGGACGACUCGAUGGCCGUUGGAUGUUGUUUUCACACGUCGGAAGUGUACGUGCUGUGCGCCGUGCACUUUAUGCUGUUGCACUUGAUCAAGCACCCGACCCCCGACGCCGCGGCCCUGCUGCCGUACUUGAGCUUGGAGUUCGUGCGCUUGUGUCUCCGAUUGAGUCUGUCGUCGUCCAUCAAGUGCAAAGCCAUGCUGUCCCACGCGCUGGCCUCCAAGUCCACGCUCCUUCCAAAGAACCUCUCGCCGCUGCCGUCGUAUGUUGUGCCGUUCAUAACCGCCCUUGUUGGCUCCCCCAAAACCUCCCACAUCGCCCAAGCACUGCAUCAAUUGUACCUCUUGGCCUGUCAUAUGGUGGCCUCCACAGUCGACGCCGACACUGCCCUCGGUUCCAUCCUCUUGUCGGAUGACUACAAAAAUCAAGACGACAGCCCAACACUACGGACCCUCAUGAAGCUUCUGCUGUUUCCUCGCGUUCACAAAUUUGACGACGGUUUGGCCAUCAUGAAAGCAUCCCCAACCUACCACGCGUACCUGCUGCCGUAUGCCGUCGCCAACAGCGCGUCGUUGGACGAAUGGAAGGCAUUUCUUCACGUGGUGCUGGAUCUUUGUAACUCGACUUGUGACAACGUACGUCCAAAAUCCACAUAUUGUGGGCCGAAUUGAGUAACUAUGUGCGUGCUACUUCGUCAUGUACUUCAGGGAAAAGUGCUGGUCCAAACGGCGUUGGAUCAUAUGGCAGUGACGUUAUCCCCUCAAGAUUUGCUGGCGAUUCUACCCGACGACGCAGACGUGGGGUUGUUUCUGGAUGCGUUGGCCCGCGCCGUGCGGUUGCACGACAGUGGUGACGUCCCAGGAACUACGGACUGAUAUGUGAACUAUACAAAGCAUUCCCCAAGCUUUACUCAAUAGGAUAACACGUGCGUAAUGACAAGAGUCUUCGGU